AUGAUCACGCUCGCGCUCCACUCGUGCGGGCUGCUCCCUGUCGCGAGGCACUCCCCUGCUGUGCGGCGAGGCUGCCCGCCGCCGUCGCGUGCGGCUGUGGCGGCCGAGCUCGAUGCUGGCGAGUCCUUCCAGGUGAGCCUGCUCGAUGGUAGUGAGGGCAAGCGGAUAGAGUGCUCGAUGAUGGAGACGGCCGAGCUGGACGGCGAGCUGUACGCCUCGCUGCUGCCGCGCGACACGCCCGCCAUCCUCGCGACGCUCGACGCCGAGCAGGGCGUCCUGGCGGAGGUCGAGGACCCAGGCGCGAUCCGCGAGCUGCUGCCUGCCGCCCGGCGGGCGUGCGGUGAGUACGGGCUCGAGCUGCUCGACACGGCCUUCACGCUGACGCUGUCGGGCGAUGUCGAGACCGCGAUCGAUGACGCGGGCGAGGACUCGAUCGCCGGCGACCUCGACGACGACGACGAGCUCGACAUGGCGGACGACGCGGACGAGGACGACGCGGACGCCGGAGACGUGGUGGGCGCUUUUUCGCGCGGCGGCGGCAAGUACUUCGUGAUGGCGCUGAGCGCGCCGCUCGUGCUGGUGGGGCGGCAGGCGUCGCUCACGGACUUUGUGAUCCCGAGCGAGGAGGAGGUCGACAAGGUGGGGCCGCUGCUCGAGCUGAAGAUGCGCGCCGCGAGCGAGGACGACGAGGAGGAGGAGGAGGAGGACUGGCCAGAGGUGUGA
This is a messenger RNA of Emiliania huxleyi CCMP1516, 723 nucleotides long. RefSeq lists its product as hypothetical. The record is from RefSeq and is a predicted model, not a curated record. Lineage: Eukaryota; Haptophyta; Isochrysidales; Noelaerhabdaceae. The coding region runs from base 1 to 723 and encodes 240 amino acids. The transcript has a single exon.